CUCUUUCUCACAAAGCUAACAAACCGAAGCCCACUUGCCAAAUUCGACAGCAGUUAUACAUCGCAUUCCUUGCAAUUGAUCUUGCAAUCAUUCAUUCUCUGAUAUGGCUCCCGCAUUAUUAAGUACGGCUCUCAGGGAGCAGCAUGUGGUUAUCCUUGGGGGUGCAUACGCGGGUCUGUCCACGGCGCUGAACCUCCUCCGGAUCUGCGACGGGACCAUUGCUCAGUACGGCAAGGGAGGUAGAGGUGGUGGCAGGAGCGGUGGUAGGGGAGGUGGAAGAGGAGGUGGUGGUGGUGGUGGACGAGGAGGCUUUGGGGGACAGAAAAUGGAGCUUCCCCAUGCUCCCCGAAACAUGCCCAAGAUCACGAUCCUGGAUCCUAGAGACGGAUUUUAUCACACCGUUGGAACGCCAAUGGCUCAUACAUCCAGAGACUUUAUUCCUAAGCCCUGGCGAACGUGGGAAGAGAUCCCUGAGUUGAAGAGAGAGUCUGUGUCUAUUCUCAAGGGAGCUGCCGUAAAGGUCGAUCCGGAAGCGAAGUCAUUGCUUUAUGUAUCGGGUGAAUCGGAGGGCUUACAGCAGAAAUCCCUCGACUAUGACUAUCUCGUUGUGGCCACUGGCCUCAGGCGUCCAUGGCCCACGGUUCCGGCGGCUACCACGAAGUCGGAGUAUUCUGCACAAGCUCAGCGAUAUAUCGACCACUUGCAGCAAUGCAAAUCCAUUGUUGUCAUUGGAGGAGGCGCGGUUGGCAUUGAAAUGGCGGCAGAAAUAAAGCACCGGCACCCUACCAAGGAGGUGACUCUGGUACACUCUCGCUCUGAGCUUCUGUCUUCCGAGCCCCUGCCCUCGGAGUUCCGAGAACAGGUCAAUCGCAUUGUCGAAGGCGGCGGAGUCACCGUGAUUCUGGAAAACCGUGUAAUCAAUGUCACAGAGGAAUCGGGUCCGUCCAAGAUAGUGACUUUGCAGAACGGCCACCAGAUUGCAGCUGACGAGGUAAUCUGGGCAACCUCGUCCGCUGCGCCAAUCACUGAAUUUCUCCCGAAAGAAUCGCUGGAUGAGAGAGGAUUUGUGGAGACCCUCCCAAGCACACACUUCGCCAGAAAUAUACCCAACAGCGACUCCCAUUUCGCGGUGGGCGAUGUGAUUGCGACGCCUGGAAUUCGACUGGCAGCAGGUGCAGUCCGAAUGGGAAAAAUAGCUGCCGCGAGCAUUGCUCACAUGAUUGUGGCUGGGGAGUCAGGACAUGGGCUCCCAGAUGCACAGUCAAUGCCCCAGAGUAAAGGGCCCAAUUCCGGUAUCAAGUUGGUGAUCGGGGCAUCUGGAGCCGUAUAUGAUGGGAAGACAGGAGACAUGAUGUGGGGUCCUGAGGUCAAACAGAGAGUCUUUGGAGAUGAUAUGGCGCUGCAUCGUGCAUUGGGAUCGCUGGGCUUGCCUUUGGAUGCUUAG
Aspergillus heteromorphus CBS 117.55 is the source of this 1444-nucleotide messenger RNA. Its product is annotated as NAD(P)/FAD-dependent oxidoreductase. The transcript is spliced from 5 exons. Gene Ontology annotation, cellular component: cytoplasm. The coding region runs from base 104 to 1444 and encodes 446 amino acids. Gene Ontology annotation, molecular function: electron-transferring-flavoprotein dehydrogenase activity; flavin adenine dinucleotide binding. The record is from RefSeq and is a predicted model, not a curated record. NCBI's taxonomy places the organism in Eukaryota, Fungi, Ascomycota, Eurotiomycetes, Eurotiales, Aspergillaceae.